UAGUUAUAUAAUUGUGUUAUAUUCUUUUCGACUUUUUCGUACGUUAAUUUUUCAUCGUCUUACUAAAAAGUCCUCACUUCGCCAUUACAUGUUACAUGGUCAAUGGUCAAUGGUCAAUUACCUCAUGAUUAUAUAUAGUUUUGGAACUAUAUCUAAACUCUAGAGCCAAUUUUGUGCAACCAGUGGGGACACGAAACCAACCAAGAUCCAUCCAACCUGUUUUUUGUCAAAUAAAUUCAGUGUUUUCAGGUCUACCAUCCAAUAUAUUAGUUUAGUUGCAAAUUCAUCCAAUAUCUUAUUCUAGUUGUCUAUAUGCAAAGGCUAUAUAUGUAAAGUCAACCUAGGAAAUGGAACCUCCCCCUUCUAUAAACAAAAUGUCAAAUGACCCUUCUGAUUAAGAGAAAAUGACAGGUUGAUAUGGAGUAGUAACAAAUAUUUUAAUGUACUAGUGGUAUUUUUAAAUUUGCAAAUGCCUUGAUGGGAAGAUUGGACCAAUAAUACAGAAGUUGGUAACAUCAGCCAGUGUGCAAAAGUUUGAAGCUCAAGAAAGUUGUCACUUUUAUAGAUGAUCUUAUUUUUGUCCUUGAAGUCUGUUUCAUUUCUAUUAGGACUGUUGAAAACAUAACUUCUCAUUGCAAAUAAGAGUAAUGAGAAUGAGUCAUUUUGUCAAAUUCAUCAUUCUUUUGAACUUUCUGCAGCUUCUUGAUCCUUCUUUUUCACUUCCCUUGUGUACUGAUUCAAGGGCUCCUCUUCAGCUAAAGACUCCUCUAGCAUUCUGUUCUUAUAAUGGAACCUCAUGCUGCAACUCCAAUGGUGAUAAACAACUUCAGACUCAAUUUAAUGCUAUGAACAUUUCUGAUCCUGGAUGUGCUUCUCUUGUAAAAUCUGUCAUCUGUGCGAAGUGUGAUAAAUUUUCAGGAGAGCUGUUCAGAACUGAUUCCGUUCCUCGACAACUUCCUAUCUUGUGCAACUCCACAACUUCAGCAAAUUCAACCAAAAUUAGCCAAGUUGAGAGUGACUUUUGCUCUAAACUAUGGACUACAUGUCAAAAUGUGUCUAUCAUAAGUUCUCCUUUUUCUGCUUCUGUGAAGUCCAAUUCCACAAAGUUGACAGAUCUAUGGAAAUCACAAAUAGAUUUCUGUAAUGCAUUCGGUGGAGCUUCUGGUGAUGGAUCGACAUGCUUCGCUGGAGAACCUGUCACCUUAAAUACCACCACGCCUAUAACUCCUCCAGGGGGUUUGUGCCUCGAGAAAAUUGGAAAUGGUAGUUACCUCAAUAUGGUUGCUCAUCCUGAUGGCUCUAGUCGUGCUUUCUUCUCGAAUCAGCAAGGGAAAAUAUGGUUGGCUAAUAUUCCAAAACUCGAUUCCGGAGAGCUGUUAGAGCUUGAUGAUGCUAGUCCUUUCUUGGACUUAACAGAUGAAGUUCAUUUUGACACUGAACUGGGGAUGAUGGGGAUUGCAUUUCAUCCGAAGUUCUCACAGAACGGGCGAUUCUUUGCUUCAUUCAAUUGUGAUAAGCAAGCAUGGCCUGGAUGUGGAGGAAGAUGUUCUUGUAACUCAGAUGUCGACUGUGAUCCAUCAAAACUACCUGGCGAUAGCAGCUCCCAACCAUGCCAAUAUCAAGCUGUGAUAGCAGAAUUUACUGCUAGUGGAUCCCAGCCAAAAAAGGCAAAAGCUGCCAACCCGAAAGAAGUCAGAAGGAUAUUCACCAUGGGCCUUCCAUUUACGGGUCAUCACGGAGGCCAGAUACUUUUUGGACCGAGAGAUGGAUAUUUGUACUUCAUGAUGGGUGAUGGCGGAGGUAUAGGUGAUCCUUACAAUUUUUCCCAAAACAAGAAGUCAUUGCUGGGAAAGAUUAUGAGGCUUGAUGUUGAUGGCACAUCCAUUCCCUUAGGUGCAGCAGAAAUCACGAAGCUCGGGUUAUGGGGAAACUACUCUAUACCAAAGGAUAAUCCUUACACUGACGAUAAAGAGUUGCAGCCUGAAAUAUGGGCACUAGGAAUGCGAAAUCCUUGGCGAUGCAGUUUUGAUUCUGCUAGACCAUCUUACUUCAUGUGUGCUGAUGUAGGGCAGGACAAAUUUGAAGAGGUGAAUAUAGUUAGCAAGGUUGGCAACUAUGGCUGGCGUGCCUACGAAGGUCCUUACCGUUACACUCCUUCGAAAUCACCUGGAGGAAAUACAUCUAUGAGCUCCACAAAUCCAAUUUUCCCAGUCAUGGGAUAUAAUCACUCUGAUGUGAACAAGAAUGGAGGGUCAGCAUCAAUUACUGGUGGAUACUUCUACAGGUCCAUGACUGAUCCCUGCAUGCAUGGAAGGUAUCUUUUUGCAGAUCUGUAUGCAGGUUCCAUGUGGGCAGGCACUGAAAAUCCAGAGAACAGUGGAACAUUUAACACCACUCAAAUCUCUUUCAAGUGUGCUCAGAAAUCACCAAUUGAUUGUACCUUUGUCCCUGGAAGCUCAGAUCCAGCUUUAGGCUACAUAUUUUCAUAUGGUGAAGAUAACAACAAGGACAUGUAUGUACUUGCAAGUAGUGGAGUUUACAGAGUUGUUCGUCCGAGUCGUUGUAAAUACACUUGUUCAAAGGAAAAUUCUUCUGCUGUUGUUGAUGAUAUCCCAGCUGGUCCUCCUGUUGCUUCCACACCUUCAGCAGCAUUCAUGUUAACAGGUUCAUGCAAUAACUUUGUACUCAUGUUGUUGUCUUUUAUGCUGAUAUUGGCUAGCUGUUUUUAGUAUGCUGCUACAAAAUGUUAACGUAUAGAGAGAUACAUUGGCUUCCCAAUUCACAAGUCUUGUACAAUAAAGUUAUAUUCUUUUCUCUUUUCAAGUUGUAUCAGAUGUAACAUAUCAAUUUUUUUAUGGUAACAAAGCAAAGGGUUCAACUCGGACCCACUUGCAAGACGAAUUGUGACAAUAGAUCGAUACAGCUUGUAAAAAUCCUGUUAUGCCCACUGUUUGGAACUGGCAAAAGCCUAUAUAGACAACUUGACUGCCAUACAGUUAUUA
This is a messenger RNA of Capsicum annuum, 3002 nucleotides long. Its product is annotated as HIPL1 protein. Lineage: Eukaryota; Viridiplantae; Streptophyta; Magnoliopsida; Solanales; Solanaceae. The record is from RefSeq and is a predicted model, not a curated record. The transcript has 7 exons. Bases 648 to 2729 code for a protein of 693 amino acids.